Messenger RNA from Petromyzon marinus (sea lamprey), 3181 nucleotides. Its product is annotated as decorin. Gene Ontology annotation, molecular function: protein binding. The record is from RefSeq and is a predicted model, not a curated record. Lineage: Eukaryota; Metazoa; Chordata; Hyperoartia; Petromyzontiformes; Petromyzontidae.
CGCCCGGGGUUGGGACACGGACAGGAUGGGAGGGUGAGCAGGAGGAUGAUGGUGGUGGUGGUGGGCGUUGCAUCACGCGCCUCCUGCGGUCUAGGAACACUCCCUAGCCAUCUCGCUAGCCCACCAUACCUCCUCGCUAGCGAGCCCACCAUACCUCCACCUGCUCGAUGCAAUACGGGGCCAUACACACAGCGGCGCCUGCCUGACCUCAUCUCGAAACACCAACAGCUCUCCAGUCCAGAAGCCCCGCGUGACUUUCAAGCUGCCGCUCAGGAUGGCAUCACCGCUCGUGGCCUUGCUUCUUGCCGGCGCGCUGGUUGCCUCCUCCUCCUCGUCCUCCUCCUCGUCCUCCUCCUCCGGCUGGGCGUCAGCCGCCGCUGCGGUGCCAUUCCGACAGUCCCAGAUGUUUGACUUCAUGGCCGGCGGCAGCGGUGCGGUGGACGUGGAGGGCUCGGGGGAAAUCAUCGCCGUCGCGCCCAGCGGGUCGGCUCGGCCACUCCCGACUCCGCGUCCGCCCCCCCGCGCCGCGCACUCGUGUCCCUUCGGCUGCCAGUGCAACCACAAAGUUGUGCAGUGCUCCGACCUCGGACUCCGCGACGUGCCCAGCAACAUUCCGCUGGACACCACGCUGCUCGAUCUGCAGGGCAACAAGCUGACCGAGAUCAAAGAAGACGCCUUCAAGAAUCAGGCCAAGCUGCACGUUCUCAUCCUGGCGAACAACAAGAUCUCCAAGAUCCACCCGAAGGCGUUUGUGCCCCUGGUGAGCCUCGACCGCCUGUAUCUGUCAAAGAACCAACUCGAGGAGGUUCCGCCCAACUUGCCCAAACACCUCACCGAGCUGCGCCUCUACGAGAACCGCAUUUCCAAGGUGCCCAGGGAGAUCUUUUACGGACUCAAGCGUCUGAACGCGAUAGAGAUGGGAAACAAUCCUCUGCAGAACAGCGGAAUCGACGUCGGCUCCUUCAAGGGAUUGGAUCGCCUCACCUACAUCCGUCUGUCUGAGAGCGAGCUCAGCGCCAUCCCCAAAGGGCUACCGGCCUCCCUCAACGAGCUCCACUUGGACGGCAACAAGAUCACCGACAUCGGGGACAGCGACCUCAAGGGCCUGGACCACCUCACCAGGCUCGGUCUCAGCCACAACAAGAUAAGUUCCGUCAAGGAGGGGAGUCUAACCCACGUCAGCGGCCUCCUUGAACUGCACCUGGAUUCAAAUCAGCUGACCCGUGUGCCGCCGGGCCUGGCCGAUCUCAAGUUCAUCAUGGCCGUGUACCUGCAUGAGAACAAGAUCUCCGUGGUGGAGCCGGACGACUUCUGCGGAAAGGGUCACAGUCCCAAGAAGUCUCUGUACAGCGCCAUCAGCCUGUACCGGAACCCGGUUAACUACUGGGACAUCCAGCCGCUCGCCUUCCGCUGCGUGACGAGCCGCGUCGCCGUGCAGCUUGGCAACUACCGCAAGUAGAGAACUGCGGCCCUGCGGCCCGGCGACCUCCAUGACCUCUUUGACCUCCGUGACCUCGUCAGCGGCGAGCCUCCAACCCCUGUCGGCCACAGCAGUGAAGCCACCUGUUGCGUCGCGUCGUUUAGUGCGCUGACCGUCGCUCCAAAGCGCUUUCGGUGGGGGGGGGGGGUUGUUCGGCACGAUUCCCGACGUUUGCGCUGCUCAAUCCGCGAGCCUCUCCAUGGAGCUGCGUGGGGAGCGAAACGUCGGACGUCGUGUGGCCAACGGCGGGCGGCACGAUCCGAAAGCACAUCGGAGAGCCGUAGGGCAGCACAACCGCCGCGGGCACCCACGCAGCAAGGUUAUUGUCAUUAUCUCUUCACGAGCAAAUGGAUCAGCAGGCCUGCACUGCAGCAUUCAUAAUUUGCUACUUCCAUAUCGCCGAUAGUGGGAACUCAUUAGUGUAGAGUGUAGACUCUUUAGCGUGGUGACAUUCUCAGUUGUCGCGUAGAGCUAAGAAAGUCGCCAUCCUGUCCCCAUUACAACAAAUGAAAUGUAUUGCAGUGAAACGGUGAUAUACGAGUAACUUUAGAGCAAACGAUUAACAUUGACCAUAUCACGUGGAUUAGUUUGGCGUAUGGUGAGUGCGACUUUUGGCUGCAGGGAUAAAGACUUGUGGAGAAUUUGCUUGAAUAAAAUAUACAAAUUUUACUUUAGUUAGGGACCCAUUCUUUUUAUAUUAUCAGGAGUGUAUUUCAGCUAUCCUUUUUUAAACUUGACAAGCCACUGGACCGAGAGGCAAUUCAGAAUUUAUUUUAAGGUUAGGCCCACGUAACGAUCUGGCCAAAUAUUCUCGUGAAACCCUCCACCACCCGACACAGCCAAACAAAUUAAAUUGUCGCGUGUGACAAGCGUUUACCGAAGCACCAACUAAAAUCGUUAUGGCUUGCCGUUAAGUCUCGUGCAAUAUUUGGCGAGAUCGUCGAGUACACACACACAUACACACGUCCCUCUUAAAGCGGCCCGCAUAUACAAGAAGGGGACGUUAGGCAAACAGGGCCCCGUGCUGCGAGGCCAUCACCGAUCACGGGCUCUCUCGGGCAAUGUCAUCCGCCUGCAUUUCAUCCUCGCCAUUGUUAUCGUGGCUUUGUGGCAAAUGGCUCGCGCGUUGCAAAGUGUAGCCAAACAAAAGCACCAAUAGCACGCUGCUUGCAUGCGCACUUGCGUGUUUGCAAUAUUAACAGUGUCACAAUAAGCAGCGUGAGGAUUGCAUUGUUAUUAACUCGGCCAAACAAAUUACAUUCUCACGCGUGACAAACGCUCACAUCGUUUUGGCCCGCCGUUAAGCCUCAAGGCGAGAUUUGGCGAGACUAUUAAGCGGCGAUCUCAACCAAAAAUCAUGGCCGUGGCUGCGAGAAAGCAUCACGCAUCAAGAGGAAACAAGAGAUAAGGGGGAACACGCCAGCCAGAUCGACAGAAUGGGGCCGUGCAUGCUCGCCACAGUCUCGCCGGAGGGAGGCCACAAGCCGGUCCCAUGGUCACAACGCGACGCACUGGGACGCCAGUCAUGUGGACGUUGCCAUCUUCUUCCAGCCGAACCUGGCCAGCCCCUGGACAUCUGGGUCCUAACCCGAAUGUUCAACAUUGUCACGUAAAACUAAAUAAACGGUUUUGUUGAGUUUAUAUUUGAGUUAAGAGCGGCUUCUUUUGACGUUUGUCAUUUAUAUUCGCAUUUAACUACUG